CUGCCUGUGGUGUCCCCCCAGCAUGGCUUGUAGCAUUAGGCUGAGUGUGUUUCCUUUGCUGCAGAGCAGUUACAGAGACAGAGACGGAGCACCUGCCCUCGUGCCUGAGCGCUGCUCCCAGCAGCUUGCUAAUGUCAACCUGCCUGAUAGGCUCGGUAGGGUGGGGGCUCCAAGACAGCAGCAAUUUUCCACUGCAUGCGAAUGAGACUGGAGAGCAAUCUGCUGGCCUAAGAGCCUUAUAAUCAGCACAUCAUUAUCAGUGGGGGGCUGUUACACGGGGUGGAAGCAGGGUUGAGGAGAUAAAGGAAGAGCGAUGGGUGACACCAAAUGAGCCCCCUGUUGACAUCAGGAAGUUAGGAAACAUUGGGGCGCACGAGAAGCCUCUAUCGAAAAAGACAUGUAAAUAAUCGGCGGUAAGACUCUAUAAGGGGGAGACAAAUACCCCCUCCGUUUAUGCAGGAGCAAAGCUCUUCAGGAAGUGGCGGCAGACUCUAUUUAGCUUCUGCCAGCAUGGAUGCUCCCUGUUAGGCUGUAGUAUUGCUGGUCUGCUUACAGAUUCUAAUGGCUGGCAUACGGAUACAGAUGGAUUGUGACAGCUCUUUGAAGCUUACCUCGACUGCAUGCAUUUUUCAAGAAGUUCAAAGGGAGCAAGGACAACAAUACUGAUUUUUUUUUUUUUUUUGGGCUCAUAUGUACACUUGUCUCUUUUAAGGAGCGGCUGAUAUUGUGUGUGCACUCAAACCUGCCUUUAAUGCUCUAUCUAGAGGGGAAGGUGCACUCACAGGGGGCAGCAAACAUUCCAUUCACUCUUGAAUGGCAUCUAUUUCUACAAACAAACUCUUUGACUUGCAGAAUAUAACCUCAUUUGCAUAAAAGCAAAUAAAUAGCACUUCCUUUAAGACUUUGACCCAAUUCAAGCUUCAUCCUUGACAGGAAAAAACAUCCAAAAUCGGCUGUUUGGCUGAGAGAUUUAGUUGUCACCAUGUGUUUUUUUCUUUUUUUUUUUCCUUAAUCCGGGCCUUUUGGUUUUAAUAUGUCAACGAUCAAUCAAAGCUGUCUAAAUGAGUACCUCUUUCUGCCGCAUGGGGGCAGUAGCGCACAAAGCACAUGCGCUGACAUUCCUUGUCUUGAGAUGAGCGCGCUGCCUCACUCAAGUCUGUGAUUCAUAAAACUAGAGAUGAGAAAAACGGAGUCUGUAUCUCAAGUUAAGGCUUUUCUUUUUCCUAAAAAUCUUGCAGAAGAACUCUUUUUUUUCUCUCCUUCAGCACCUGGUGUGAGUGGAUGAAACACCUGGAAUCAGAGUUUUCUUCAAGCCUGGAUGUAGGAGUUCAUGCUCAUGGAGAGUCCCGUUGUGGAUGCUGAAAUUGGUCUCCUUUUUUCACUCUGAGUUGGGAGAAAACGAUCAUCCUGUGUUUGAUCAUAAAUAUUGCUCCAUCACCUUUCUGUGACAGCUCCACACUUAUUCAAAGCGCAGAAGAGGAUGAUGUCAACUCUCCAUCUCCUGCGCUUGACAGCCGAGCAUAUUCAAUUGGACUGACUCCGCCUCGCGCGCACGGGACCGGUCCAAAUAUUUUUAUUUUAUUUUUUUAUUUAUUUUUUUCAUACUGCAGCGUGUCCGUCUGCAUGGUCGGUGCGCUCUAGCGGAGUCUCUCCCCUCCGGUCACUCACCCCCAUCAUCAGUGAGAGGAGGUCUGACGCACAGGACCAGCGGCGGCAGCAGCGGCAGCAGCAGCCUGGACUCUUCCCGGCAGUGUUUGGCCAGCAGCGAGCAACAUGUCCCCAGCGUGGAGACGGGGAAUCCGCACCUGGGGCUCCACGGAACCACGGCGGACCGUGCGUAAAGGCGGGCUGGGCGGACAGGUGCGGGUCUCCUGUUGGAUUCUGCUCUUGUCGACUUGGAUUCCCAGCACUCUGACUCAAGAUGAUGUCCCUCCUUAUUUUAAGAUGGAGCCCCCACAGACUCAGGUCCACCUGGAGGGAAACCGCCUGGUCCUCACCUGCAUGGCUGAAGGCAGCUGGCCCCUGGAAUUCAAAUGGAUCUACAACGGUACCGAGCUGACGCGGUUCUCAUUGGAAUACAGGUACCUGAUCCCCUCGUUGGACAAAUCGCAUGCUGGCCACUACCGCUGCAUUGUUAGGAACCGAGUGGGUGCUAUAAUGCAGUGCAGCACUGAAGUACAGGUUGCCUAUAUGAAUGGUUUCGUGGAGGGGGAGAGGUCUCAAACAGUGUCCCAAGGCGAAGGCGCUCUCAUCCACACGCCACGCAUACACAGCUUUCCCAAGCCCCAGAUCACCUGGUUCAGAGAUGGACGCAAGAUUCCCUCGAGCAGUCGCAUCGCCAUCACUCUGGACAACACACUGGUCAUUCUGUCCACUGUGGCCCCAGACGCGGGACGCUACUACGCCCAGGCGGUGAACGACAAGAACGGAGAGAACAAAACCAGUCAGCCCAUCACUCUCACCGUGGAGAAUGUGGGAGGGCCUGCAGACCCCAUCGCCCCCUCCAUCAUCAUCCCUCCGAAGAACACCAGCGUGACAGUGGGGAGAAACGAAGCCGUCAUGGAGUGUGUUGCCAACGCAAGACCUCUUGUCAAGAUGAGUAUAACUUGGAGGAAAGACGGAGUUGUGGUCAGCACAGGUAUUCGGGAUUUUGGCCGCAGGCUGGUCAUCAGUCUGCCUGCAGUCAGCGACAGCGGCUACUACGAGUGUGAGGCAUCACUGCGCAGCAGCAGCGUCCCUUCAGUCACUGCGGGGGCCUACCUUCAUGUUCUUGAAUAUCCUCUGUUCAUAAAAGAGCCACCAAGUCACAUCACUGCAGAAAUGGAGAAGGUGGUGGAUAUCCCCUGUCAGGCACGAGGAACGCCACAGCCAGAAAUAGUGUGGUAUAAGGACGCGGUGCCCAUCAGCCCGGUGAAGAUCCCCCGGUACAGGGUGCUGGUGGGAGGCAGUCUUCAGAUCAACGGCCUCUUGCCAGACGACACGGGCAUGUUUCAGUGCUUUGCCCGCAAUCUUGCAGGAGAAAUCCAGACAAAUACCUACCUAGCAGUUACAAGUAUCGCCCCUAACAUCACGGCCGGCCCCUCUGACAGCGCCGUGAUUGACAGUAUGUCAGUCAUUCUGCACUGCGAGACUGCAGGAGCCCCGCGGCCAGCCAUCACCUGGCAGAAAGGUGAGCGGGUCUUGGCCAGUGGCUCAGUUCAGCAGCCCAGAUUCACCCUGUUGGAGUCGGGUAGCCUCCUCAUAAGCCCCUCCCACCUGUCUGAUGCUGGCACAUACACCUGCAUGGCCAGUAACUCCAGAGGCAUUGAUGAAGCUUCAGCCGACCUGGUCGUGUGGGCUCGCACACGCAUCACCAAGCCGCCACAAGACCAGAGCGUCAUCAAGGGGACCAAAGCUGUCAUGACCUGUGGUGUGACCCACGAUCCCAGCGUCACAGUGAGGCAUGUGUGGGAGAAGAGCGGCUCGGUGAUUGACGUGAACACAUCGCCUCGUCUGCGGCUGGAUCCCGACGGGACCCUGCACAUCUCCCAGACGUGGUCGGGCGACAUCGGAACGUACACCUGCAGGGUGACAUCGGUGGGCGGCAACGACUCCCGCAGCGCCCACCUCCGAGUCAGACAGCUGCCCCAUGCUCCAGAGAACCCCAUAGCAGUUCUAAGCACCAUAGAGAAGAGAGCCAUCAACCUCACAUGGGCCCAAGCAUUUGAUGGCAACAGCCCCUUGAUCCACUACAUCCUGGAGGUUUCAGAAAACAAUGCUCCUUGGACGGUCCUUCUGGCCAACAUUGAGCCUGAAUCGACCGGGGUCACCGUCAGCGGCCUCAUCCCGGCUCGUUCGUACCAGUUUCGCCUGUGUGCCGUCAACGAUGUAGGCAGAGGCCAGUUCAGCAAAGAGACGGAUCGACUAACUCUCCCAGAGGAGCCCCCCAGUGCACCCCCUCAGACAGUCAUCGCGAGCGGACGCACCAAUCAGUCCAUCAUGAUCCAGUGGCAGCCACCUCCAGAGAGCCACCAGAACGGCCCUCUCCAGGGCUACAUCAUCAGGUACUGUCUGUCAGGGCUUCCAGUCGACUGUCAAAUCAAAAACAUCACCAACCCUGACCAGACCAGCCUGCUUCUGGAGGACCUCAUCAUCUGGACCAACUAUGAGAUUGAGGUGGGAGCCUACAAUGGAGCCGGCAGAGGAACCUACAGCCACAAGGUCACAGAGUGGACUCUGCAAGGGGUGCCCACUGUGCCACCAGGAAAUGUGAAAGCAGAAGCUGUCAACUCCACUACUGUGCGUUUUACCUGGAGUGCCCCAAGCCCUCAGUUUAUCAAUGGAAUCAACCAGGGAUACAAGCUUUUGGCGUGGGAACCUGGUCGCUCCAAUGAGGUCACGGUUGUCACAGUGCGACCCAACUUCCAGGACAGCGUUCAUGUUGGUUACAUCUCUGGACUUAAGAAGUACACAGAGUACUUUACGUCUGUGUUGUGCUUCACGACACCUGGAGAUGGGCCCCGCAGUCCACCUCAGCGCUUACGCACCCAUGAAGACACUCCUGGUGCCGUUGGUCACCUCAGCUUCACAGACAUCCUGGACACCUCACUGAAAGUCAGCUGGAAGGAGCCUCAGGAGAAAAACGGCAUUCUCACAGGUUUCCGCAUCUCCUGGGAAGAGUUCAACAGGACCAACACCAGGGUGACCCAUUAUUUACCCAACGUGACACAGGAGUACAAGGUGACCGGGCUCACCGCCCUCACUACCUACACGAUUCAGGUUGCAGCCAUGACCUCCAAAGGACAGGGUCAGCUUUCUGCUUCCACCAUAUCCUCAGGCGUUCCACCAGAGCUCCCUGGUCCCCCCACCAACUUGGGCAUUUCUAACAUCGGCCCUCGCUCCGUCACCCUGCAGUUCAAACCCGGCUAUGACGGCAAAACCUCCAUUUCUCGUUGGCUGGUUGAAGCUCAAAUUGGUAUAAUUGGGGAAAAUGAGGAAUGGCUGGUGGUUCACCAGCUGGCUAAUGAACCCGAUGCUCGCUCACUGGAGGUCCUGGAUUUGAACCCUUACACUUUCUACAGGUUCAGGAUGCGGCAGGUGAAUAUCGUAGGCACCAGUCCCCCCAGCCAGCCCUCCAGGAAGAUCCAGACCCUGCAGGCCCCCCCAGACAUCUCCCCUGCAAAUGUCACUCUGCGCACAGCCAGUGAGACCAGCUUGUGGCUCCGCUGGGUGCCACUUCCAGAGUGGGAGUACAACGGCAACCCAGAUCACGUCGGCUAUCGCAUCCAGUACUGCAAGGCGGGAUCCAAAGGAGGAGUUCUCUUCCAUGUAAUCAUGGACCGGCUGGAGAGGGAGUUCACCAUCGAGGACUUGGAAGAGUGGACAGAGUACGAGGUCCGUGUCCAGGCUGUCAAUGGAAUUGGCUCUGGACCCUGGAGCCAGGCGGUCCAUGGCAGGACCAGGGAGUCUGUGCCAUCCAGUGGUCCCACAAAUGUGUCAGCAUUUGCCACCACCUCCAGCAGCAUUCUGGUGCGCUGGGGGGAGGUUCCUGCGGCUGACCGUAAUGGACUCAUUCUGGGCUAUAAGGUUGUUUAUAAGGAGAAGGACUCAGACAGCGCUCCCAGCUUCUGGGCAGUAGAGGGUAACACCAGCCACAGUGUCCAGCUGACCGGUCUGGGGAAGUACAUCCUCUAUGAGAUCCAGGUUCUGGCUUUCACUCGCAUAGGAGACGGAAGAACUAGCUCGCCGCCAAUUCUGGAAAGAACCCUGGAUGAUGUACCAGGGCCUCCUGUUGGCAUCUUGUUCCCAGAAGUCAGAACCACCUCAGUGAGGCUAAUCUGGCAACCCCCUGCACAGCCCAAUGGGAUUAUACUGGCAUAUCAGAUCACCUUCCGGAGGAAUUCCUCAAACAGCAACGCCGCCACUGUGGACGUGUUGAGCCCCAGCACGCGGCAGUACACCGCUACCGGACUGAAACCAGAAUUGGUUUAUGUGUUCCGCCUGACGGCUCAGACCCGGAAAGGUUGGGGGGAGGCUGCCGAAGCUCUGGUGGUGACAACAGAGAAGAGAGCUCGGCCCCAACCCUCAAGCCGCCCCACUGUUCCUCAGGAGGAAGUGCAGGCUCGCCAGGUGUUGUUGUCAUGGGAACCGGGCAGCGACGGCCUGUCCCCCGUUCGAUACUACACAGUCCAGUACAAAGAGCUGCCAGACGGCAAUUGGACGGUCCACUCUGCAUCGGUCAGCCACGAAUCGCACUCCUACAUGGUGGACAGGUUGAAGCCCUUCACCUCUUAUCAAUUCCGUGUAAAAGCAACUAAUGACAUCGGAGACAGUGAAUAUAGUGAGGAGAGUGAGGCUAUCACCACUCUGCAGGAUGCUCCAGACAAAGCACCAACAGUACUGUCUGUCACACCUCACACCACCACGUCUGUGUUGAUGCGCUGGCAGCUCCCCUCCGAGGAGCACAUUAAUGGAGUCUUGUUGGGAUUCAGAGUCAGAUACCGGGAGCUGCACUACGACAGGCUCCGCAGCUUCAGUGUGCGCACAGUCAACAGUCCAGCUGCAAACUGGGCCGAUCUUUCAGCUCCUUACAGCAUCAGAAACUUGAGUGAAUCCAGCCUGACGCAGUACGAACUCGACAAUUUGAGUAAACACAAGCGAUACGAGAUCCGCCUAAGUGUGUACAACGCUGUGGGGGAGGGCCCUUCCAGUGCACCACAGGAGGUGUUUGUUGGGGAGGCUGUCCCAACAGCUCCACCUCAAAAUGUGGUGGUGCAGUCCUCAACAGCCACUCAGCUGGAUGUCACAUGGGACCCACCUCCUCUAGACGCUCAGAAUGGAGACAUACAGGGUUAUAAGAUCUAUUUCUGGGAGUUUCAGCUCCAGAACGAGACAGAGCGCCUGCGCACUCUCUUCCUGCCAGAGCUCGGGGUGAAGCUUAAAAACCUGACAGGCUACACCACCUACAUGAUCAGCGUGGCAGCUUUCAAUGCUGCAGGGGAUGGGCCCCGCUCCCUGCCCACCAGAGGGCGCACUCAGCAAGCAGCGCCAAGUGCUCCGAGCUACAUCCACUUCAGUGAGCUCACCACCACGUCGGUCAAUGUGUCCUGGGGAGAGCCCAAACAGGCCAAUGGCAUCAUUGAAGGCUACCGGCUGGUUUAUGAGCCCUGCACUCCAGUGGACGAAUCCUCUCCUCGCACUCCAGGUGUCAGUAAGAUAGUGACUGUAGAUGUGAAGGGCAGCUCUCCUCUGUGGAUGAAGAUCAAAGACCUGGCGGAUGGUGUCACCUACAACUUUCGCAUUCGAGCUAAAACGCUCACUUACGGACCUGAAGUGGAGGCCAACAUUACCACCGGGCCUGGAGAGGGAGCCCCGGGCCCACCAGGAGAGCCCUUUAUUUCUCGAUAUGGUGCUGCCCUUACGCUUCAUUGGACAAGCGGUGAACAAGGCCGGGCACCCAUCACACGAUACGUCAUCGAGGCAAGACCUUCUGAUGAAGGAUUGUGGGAUAUUCUCAUCAAAGACAUUCCCAAAGAGGUGACAUCCUACACACUUAAUCUGGACAUGCUACGUGAAGGAGUUACCUAUGACUUCAGAGUAAUCGCUGUCAACGAUUAUGGAUACGGUUCUCCGAGCGCCCCCUCUCCCUCUAUAUCAGUUGCUGCCUUUUCAGCUCAGAAAGUGUCCCCAUUCUAUGAGGAGUGGUGGUUCCUGGUCGUUAUUGCCCUGGUUGGCCUCAUCUUCAUCCUUCUUCUGGUUUUCAUUCUCAUCAUCCGAGGCCAGAGUAAAAAGUACACCAAGAAAACAGACGCAGUGUCACCCUCAUACCCAUGGUCAGGUAACAGUUCCAACUGCACGGCGCUGCCUCUGACCCAUGGAGAGAUGGUGCGUCUGGACGAGGGUCGAUUCCCAGCCUUGGAGCUCAACAACAGACGGCUGUCUGUUAAAAACUCCUUCUGCCGCAAAAACGGCAUCUACACCCGGUCUCCUCCGAGACCCAGCCCCGGAAGUUUGCAUUACUCAGAUGAAGAUGUCAGCACCAAGUACAACGACCUGAUCCCCGCAGAGAGCAGCAGUCUGACUGAAAAACCCUCAGAGAUAUCUGACUCUCAGGGCAGCGACAGCGAAUAUGAGAUGGAUCAAAGCCGACAGAAGACCCACUCCUUCGUCAACCACUACAUCAGCGACCCCACCUACUACAACUCCUGGCGGCGGCAGCAGAAGGGCGUCUCACGACCGCCUGCGUACGGCUACUCCCAGCCCGAACCCCUGGUGGAGCAGGAGUCACGACAGCACCCACCACCUGUACCCCCUCUGCCACCCCUCCUCCCACAGAGCGCCCCAUCUCCACAGCCCCAAGGCCAGGGCCAGGGCACUCUGUUCAGGCCUAAGGGAAGCCGGACUCCUACCCCCUCCCUGCUGUCCUCCGACCCCCCCAGCCAGCACAGCAGCCUCUACCGGCCCCCCAGCAGCCUGGGCUGUGCCGCUCAGGCACCUACCGCGGGCUUCUCCUCCUUUGUUUGACACACAUCUCUCUUUCCAAUAACAGCCGGAGCGUGAGAGCAAGUCUUUUGUUUUAUUGUUGUUUUAAAUUAUGAUUUUCUGUCGUACUGACAGAGUUAUGGCUGAAUAUUAAGCAUUUGCCGGCAUUAUAAAUAGCGCUUUCUCCUCUGUGAAGAGUGUAUAUGUAUGACUGUGUUUAGCGCGUAUGGUUGAUCAAUCUAUGUACUCCGUAUUUUAUGGAAAGACAAUCAUUUUAAUUUUUUUUUUUUUUUUGGCGAUGCUGCGGAACUUUUUGGAAGGAUCAACCAUGUAAACAAGGACAUACGGAAAGUUUAUGAAAAAAGAAAAAUCCUUGUUCAUCAUAAGAGCUUUAUGAAAAAAGAAACUUUAGAUCAAACGACGAACUGAAAGUGAGGAAUGGACUCUGACUUGGAGAGGCGCCACCGCUCUGGGCGGCCUUUAACUUUCCCACUCUGCCUACUCAUAAUUGGAGCUGCAGUAUGUGUUUACUAUAUGUACCUGUCUCAUAUUGUUUACCAGAUAUUUAUAUCAGUCAGCUUCAAGCUCAACAUUUUCCAGACAUCACUAGUGACGACGUUAUGAAUCACAUUAAAGCAUUUCAGCACCUUUAUAGUAGUCUGAGAAUGUUGAUUUUUGUGCUGGUGCUCAUGUCAGUAAAUAUGCAAAUUUCAUUAGCAGCAUGUCUUUGCUUUAAAUUCACACAAAUGAUGGACCAAAUGCACAAUUUUACUUUGAUGAAAUGCUGUGUGCUCACCUUAAAACCACACAAAUGUUAGAAAUAGAUGUUCAAUGAAAGCUUUGUGAGGUCGGUGCAGAGGACUUGUGAGCUUUGACGAGAUGAUUUUAGCAACAAAAACCAAAAGAGAAGCUCUACUAUUUUUAGUUUUUGUUCUUUUCCUUUUUUUACUUUUAUGUCGGAGUUUCUCUAAAGAAACAAACCGUGGAAUAAGUUCUCUGUGUUAACUCAUCAUCAAGGAUUGUCAUAUGUGUCUGUAUUCGGCAUGUUGAUUUGCAACAAAUAUUUAUUUCAUUUUGAAACGUGUUGUUUGUGCUUGAAGGGACAAAAAAAUAUCAUGCAGUAUUUCAUGUUUUUACAACAAAUGUGAGUUUCUUUACAGAAGCUGAAUGAGACCAAUGCUGGAGAGGACCUACAAGAGAAUAGACAAAAAAGUCUGAAUAUAUAAUAAAUGUGAACAUGUAUACACUUUACAAUAAAGGAAACAGUUUGGACCUUUUCACAGCAGCUCCCCAAAUAUAUUAUUAAUUUCCCAUAAUUCUGUGUUAGUUUUCAGAACGUUUUAGAAGAAUAUUAGAGGAAUUUUGUUGUAAAAUGAUCUAGGAUUAGCAGAGCAUCACAAAAUUUGGAUGAACAAUGGUCUCAUAAAAAAUGAAACCCAUAUCAGACUUGGCAGGCUAUGUUUUGACAGAGCCAGUCCUCCGUAGACCUUUUUUGCUUGGUCGAACAAUAUACAUUUCUGACACUUGAUCCCAGAGUGCAGGGAUGACCUGGUUUUCCUUGCUUUAGCAGACAUGAUUUGGAUGCAUAUAAGCAGCGGCUCCUGGGUGGAAUUUGAAAAAGCCUGAUCUGACGCAUGCAUGCUGAAAAUCAGCAGAGUGUCGGGCAGGUGCAGAGAUAAUCUCCUUAUCUCAGGCCAGAAAACAUUGAUUUUAGACAAAGCAAAAGGGAACCAUGCUGAUUGCGUUAAGAUGAAGGCAGACGGCUCAAGGAAAAAGGGAGCUGCAAAUGGAAUGUCUUUAUUUAAGCACUAAUGAAUUGUAACGGGAGGCUCCAGUAGGUGUCGCUGUUCCCACAGCACAGGGUAUAAAAGGAAGUUGAUAUGUGGUUGCUAGGUGCUAGCUUCCUGUUGUGGGAAGGGGCGGCUGACGAAGCUGCGUCAGCUGAUGCGAGUCUGAGUUUGGUAAGACUGUUUUUAUUGUCACCUGCAGCAAAUGUUUUAAAAUUAGUGGUUGAUUUUAUUGUGUUUUAUAGCAACAUCACGGCAGCGGUAGAUCUGGACUGACCGAGGGGUUUUAAAGACUGGGCGUGUGGUUUUGCGACGCACCAGGUAUAAAGCUCGUUUUUUAUCAAUGACAGCAGAAGUUUGUUUUAAAUAAGUACUAAAUUAUUUUUUAUGAAAACGUGUUUUUUAAUACGGUGUUUUCUGCUUUUAGUGUCGGAGUACUGUGCCCUGCUGUCCUGAUUUUAAGUUUUGUUUUUUGUGUUUUUUGUUUGUCCGCUCCACACGAGGCUCUCAGCGUGGUUGAUUAAUCAGGUGUGUGAGCGGACUAAUUUUCUUUUUUUUUAUUUUGUUUGUUUAAGUCACUUCCCUUAGUUCAUACUCCUGAGAUCUGUCUAGUUCGAGUUUUGUCCGUGUCCGACUUAAAGUGUGUUGUGCUUUAUCUCGUGCAUGUCUGAAUUUUAUUUGUUGUGUUUUUUUUAUGUAUUUUUCUGCACGUUUUUUUUGAAGUGUUAUUCGGCACGGUGACAGACAAUCAGACACAUGUCAAGGAGAGGAGAGCUUGGGAACGUUUUAUGUUUAUUGUAUUAAUAAAACUUUGUAACCUGC
Messenger RNA from Oryzias melastigma (Indian medaka), 11069 nucleotides. It is a transcript of the gene sdk2a, whose product is annotated as sidekick cell adhesion molecule 2a. The transcript is spliced from 45 exons. NCBI's taxonomy places the organism in Eukaryota, Metazoa, Chordata, Actinopteri, Beloniformes, Adrianichthyidae. The record is from RefSeq and is a predicted model, not a curated record. Bases 1774 to 8502 code for a protein of 2242 amino acids. Gene Ontology annotation, molecular function: protein binding.